Molecule: messenger RNA, 1877 nt
Organism: Girardinichthys multiradiatus
Lineage: Eukaryota; Metazoa; Chordata; Actinopteri; Cyprinodontiformes; Goodeidae
Gene: cd302
Product: CD302 molecule
Exons: 6
Coding region: 98-841 (247 amino acids)
Molecular function (GO): signaling receptor activity
Source: RefSeq, a predicted model, not a curated record
GAUUUCAGCUCUCACGCUGCUGGCGACGCUGGGAGUCGAGAGCAACAGUCGGGAAAAAGUCGUGAGCCGCCGCUGCAGGAUUUCUUGAGGUUCGGUCAUGGAGCCGCGGAGGGAAAGCGAGCGUCGUUCCCACUCGCUGUUUCUCACCUGCGUGGUGAUUGCUCUGUGUGUCCACCAGCAGACGGCUUCAGCGGGAGAAUGUCCUGCAGAUGGACGCACUUGGGUCCCCUUUGGAGACAAAUGUUACCACUUUGUCCAUGGAGAAGAAGAAAAAAUUAAGAGCUACACAUUUGAAGCAGCUCUUUCACACUGCAAAGGAUUUGGCCUUUUGACGAUCCAGACUGCUGAAGAAAAUGACUUUGUCGUGAGCUAUAGUCUAGAGGUGUGGAAAGGCAAUGUCAACAUUUGGCUGGGAAUGAAGUAUGACACAGACGAUGAUACCAUGAAGUGGUCAAACAACAAGUCUGUAAGUUUUACUAACUGGGAGUACAGCCCUUAUCCUCCUGACCUCCCACGGGGGGAUGUCUGUGUGGCUCUGCACAGCAGCUCAGGAAGGUGGGAGAACGUGAGCUGCCAGGACGACGUGGAGAACGGAGUGGUCUGUAAAGCACCUCAGAAAGCGGAGCAGCCCAGACCCAAACCCAGUGCGUUGGUCUCUGCUCUGGUUAUUCUCAGCGUGGUGGCUGUCGUGGGAGUCUCUGCUGUGAUUUGGUUUCUGCACCAGAAGCACAGUUUCGGCUCCACCAUGGUCACAGCGUUUGAGUACCACCCCCCAUUCCGAGUCUUGGACUCAGACCAGUCUUGCCUGGUGGAGGCUGAGGAAACUGACAGCGUGCCUUGAGAGAACUUCCUACCUUUUGUCGAGAAUAUAAUUACUGGCUGUGUGCUUUAUGCAAAGACGUGUCCGCUCUAAAAUGAGUAUGUUAAUUAAUUUGGAUUAACACGUCACUGACAUGGACUCAGAACAGUGAAUCGUCAUUGGAAGGAAACUGACACCAUGCUACUAACCUUACUCAGGCAAAUGCAAUUGUCAUUACUGCUUUUUUUUUUUUAAAAGAUCUGCACUAAUUUUAAUUUUUUCUUUUAUUGGUUUAUGUUCAAUGCAGGUCUCUCAACCCUGUGGUCAUAGACAACAUAAAUGCUUAGUUAAUUUCGGGGUCAAAAUUUCUGUCACAUAUAGGCUUAUUUUUGAUUCUUCCCAGAAUUAGCAUUCUACAUAAAGAACAAAACCUUGAACUUUAAUGUUUAAAAUUGCAUUCUUGUUUUCAAAUUUGUACAGAAAAUAAAUAAAAUGAAUGCAGGGAGGACAAUUUUAAAAGCCAAAACUAAGAUAUAUUGAUAUUUAUGUCAAGUAAAGGCGGAGUUGCUGAAGAUGACCUGACUUUAUGCCCUCAAUCACAGUAAUUGUGAGUUUAGAGCUUCUAUGCUACAUGUUGCAGAUUUGAAUACUAGUUUUCUAAAACGUGUCAAAUCUUGUUCAGAUUUUGUGAAAAACCUACUUAUAUGUUGUUUUGAAAUAGUUAAGGAAGUGUUGGCAUGUUUUAUUUUUAAAAUGUCUAAUAUUGGUCUAGUUUUCUUUCAGUCAGUGUUCUAAAGUCUAUGAGCUCAUGUCUGGUUAUUUUAUGGAUGCAGAGGAAGUGAAAUUAAUGCAUCCAAAAGGCUAUUUUUUUUAACCAUCCUAAACCAGAAUCGUAUAAGACAUCCAGUUUUGCCUUUCUGCAUGGUGUUGAUUCUAUGAAAGCAAAUUUGAUCUUUGAAUGCCAGGCUUUUUGUCGUUUCAUUCGAUGUGAAUCACUUCUCUGUUAUGUGAAAUGCAGUCCAUUUUUUUGGGAUUUGUAAAUAUAUUGACCUGUGAACAAAUAAAGACAAUCACUAUU